AGGAGGUACACCGACUCUCUCUUCAUCCCUUGGGGCCAAGCUCUCUCUGUUACUCAGUUGUGUCCGACUCCAAAAGAAGGUGGUUGGUCGGUGCGGCGUGCGAACUGUAAGAACCGGGCUGUCAUUAUUAUUUAACUUGACAGUCCGGUUUUUUUGGACCAAAUCCACGUAAGUCUUCAAUAAACUGCUUCAACAAACGAAUAUACCAUUUUGACUGCAUUUUCUUGCGUGUUUUCCUCUGUUUUAUAUAUACGUAUCUGGGUUCGCUUCUGUUCUGUUCAAACACAAAAGCUACCCAAAGUCAUUUCUUUAAUUUGUUGUUGUGCAGGUGUUUGAGUGAUUUGAUUGUUUUCUGUUAGUAUUCUAUGUGCAUUGCUUGAUUUUCUUAUGAGAGUUGAAAGGUUUUGUUUUGAAAUUCCAAUAUGGGUUCCUUGUCUGGAAUCCUUCAACGACCUCUAAUUGCAGCGGCCGCGGUUGGUGUUGCGUCUGUUUCUGCUGACAUCUCAGAUAAAUUCGAGUGUUUUAGAUCAUCAGGCACGUGUUCUUCAUCCAAACAAGUUGAUCCUUCUUAUUUAGAUUCACCUUCAGCUUCAUCAUGGGUAUCUCAUAUAUCUGUUUCCAAGCUUUCAAACUUUGCCUUUGUUACUAGGGUCCGAGUACCCGUGCCUAACAUUAGUUUCGGGGUUCCCAAUUCGGGCCAUAAUACUUUAUGUUUUUCUGUGGCUUCUUCUCCUGUUCUUGUUAAUCUGUAUCAGUCUGCCGAAUUGGCUAAAGCAUCAAAGCCAAGUACUGUUGCAAGUGCUAUUCCUACCUCUUCUCCUGAUGUAUUAUAUAGAUGGCAUUUACCGGAACCUAAUGCCAUUGAUAUUUCUGGGACUUCUGAGUGUUCCAUGGCGAAGUCUAGGACGGUAGUGGUUUUGCUGGGGUGGUUGGGAGCAAAGCAGAAGCAUCUUCAGAGAUAUGCAGAGUGGUAUACUUCAAAGGGUUAUCAUGUCAUUACCUUUACUUUUCCAAUGGCUGAGAUUCUCAGUUACAAAAUUGGUGGAAAGGCUGAACAGAACAUUGAAUUGCUUGUGAACCAUUUGGCUGGUUGGUUGGAAGAUGAAGGAAAGAAUCUUGUUUUCCACACCUUUAGCAACACUGGAUGGUUAACAUAUGGAGCUAUUCUUGAGAAGUUUCAGAGUCAGGAUCCUUCUUUAAUGGGAAGGAUUAAAGGUUGCAUUGUAGAUUCUGCACCUGUUGCAGCUCCUGAUCCUCAGGUAUGGGCUUCAGGUUUCUCAGCAGCAUUUCUUAAAAAGCAUAGUGUUGCAACAAAAGGAGUUGUUAGCAUGAACGAAUCAAGUACAGAAAUUUUAGUUGGUAGAAAAGCAAUUGGAGAGCCCAAACCUGCAGUUACUGAAACAGCUUUGCUUUUAGUCCUAGAGAAGUUCUUUGAGGUGGUUUUGCAUCUUCCUACAGUGAACAGGAGGCUUUCUGAUGUGCUAGGCUUAUUGUCAUCAGGGCAACCAAGCUGUCCUCAAUUAUAUAUUUAUAGCUCAGCAGACAGAGUCAUUCCUGCAGAUUCUGUAGAGUCGUUUAUAGAAAAGCAGCGGAAGGCUGGGCGUGAGGUUAGGGCUUGCAACUUUGUCUCGACACCUCAUGUCGAUCAUUUUAGAAAUGAUCCAAAACUAUAUACUACACAGCUCAAUCAAUUUUUGGAGGAUUGUGUGGUUACUUGUUGCAAGCGUUCUUGAAUGAAGCUGUGAAUCCUCUGACUACGACUUUAAUUCUUUCAUCCCUUAAAAUUUUAUACUUAUACAUCGUUAUAGCAAUUCUUCGUUGACUUAUCGAAUCCGGCAAGAAUAAGGGCCGUUCAUUGUAUUCUUUUGUUUUACUUUUUACUCAUUAUAAAAUUCUGCGAAGUUGUAAACACCAGUCGAUACUGCUGUAAUUUAUUCUUUCCCAAAUAAAAAUUUUAAG
Messenger RNA from Pistacia vera, 1959 nucleotides. Its product is annotated as transmembrane protein 53. Lineage: Eukaryota; Viridiplantae; Streptophyta; Magnoliopsida; Sapindales; Anacardiaceae. The transcript has 5 exons. The record is from RefSeq and is a predicted model, not a curated record. The coding region runs from base 423 to 1733 and encodes 436 amino acids.